Argentina anserina (silverweed cinquefoil) is the source of this 1702-nucleotide messenger RNA. Its product is annotated as nucleobase-ascorbate transporter 1. Lineage: Eukaryota; Viridiplantae; Streptophyta; Magnoliopsida; Rosales; Rosaceae. The transcript has 14 exons. Gene Ontology annotation, biological process: transmembrane transport. Gene Ontology annotation, molecular function: transmembrane transporter activity. The record is from RefSeq and is a predicted model, not a curated record. Bases 44 to 1606 code for a protein of 520 amino acids. Gene Ontology annotation, cellular component: membrane.
GGUUUUGUUCACUGAAGCUCUCUGCUUUUUGGAGCUUCCAUCAAUGGCUGACAUUACACACCCUCCAAUGGACCAGCUACAGGACCUUGAGUACUGUAUUGACUCCAACCCUCCUUGGGUUGAAACCAUAGUUCUGGCAUUUCAAAACUACAUUGUGAUGCUUGGCACAAGUGUAAUGAUUCCUUCAUUACUUGUCCCUGCAAUGGGCGGAAGUGAUGGUGACAAAGCACGAGUCAUACAGACUCUCCUCUUUGUUGCUGGAAUUAAGACACUUCUCCAAGCACUUUUUGGAACCAGGCUACCUGCUGUAGUUGGAGGCUCCUUUGCUUAUGUCGUCCCAAUAGCCUACAUUAUAAAUGACUCCAAGUUCCAUCGGAUUACUGAUAAUCAUGAAAGAUUUAUACAAACAAUGCGUGCUAUCCAAGGGGCUCUAAUUGUAGCUUCAAGCAUACAAAUCAUUCUGGGUUACAGCCAAGUUUGGGGUCUCUUCUCACGGUUUUUCAGUCCACUUGGCAUGGCACCUGUAGUUGGAUUAGUUGGUUUAGGAUUAUUUGAACGAGGAUUUUCAGAGUUGGGGAAGUGUGUGGAAAUUGGAAUUCCAAUGCUGUUGUUGGUUAUAGGCUUUUCUCAAUAUCUGAAGCAUGUGAGGCCACUUAGAGAUGUCCCUAUCUUUGAACGGUUUCCGGUAUUGAUUUGUGUCACAAUCAUCUGGAUCUAUUCUCUGACCUUAACUGCUGGCGGGGCUUACCGAGACAAACGUGAGAUAACACAAGUCAGCUGUCGUACAGAUAGAGCAAAUCUCAUAUCGACUGCCCCAUGGUUCAAGUUUCCAUAUCCGCUGCAGUGGGGUCCACCUACAUUUUCUGCUGGUCACUCAUUUGCAAUGAUGUCUGCAGUUCUUGUUUCAAUGGUUGAGUCAACUGGCGCAUACAAGGCUGCAUCCAGAUUGGCGAUUGCCACUCCUCCUCCUGCUUAUGUUUUGAGCAGGGGUAUUGGCUGGCAGGGAAUCGGUGUUCUGCUUGAUGGACUUUAUGGAACAGGCACUGGUUCAACUGUUUCUGUGGAAAACGUCGGACUCCUUGGAUUGACACGAGUUGGAAGUCGUAGAGUUGUUCAAAUUUCUGCUGGAUUUAUGAUAUUCUUCUCAACCUUGGGUAAAUUUGGAGCUGUAUUUGCAUCUAUACCAGCCCCUAUCUAUGCUGCACUAUACUGCAUUCUGUUUGGCCUCGUGGCUUCAGUGGGAUUAUCAUUUCUUCAGUUCACAAAUAUGAAUUCCAUGAGAAAUCUCAUAAUUACCGGGCUUUCACUGUUCCUUGGGAUAUCAGUUCCCCACUUUUUCAAUGAAUAUUGGAAUCCUGCCCAUCAUGGUCUUGUCCAUACCAAUGCCGGAUGGUUCAAUGCAUUUUUGAAUACUAUAUUCUCGUCUCCUGCUACUGUCGGGUUAAUAGUGGCAGUGUUUCUUGAUAACACAAUAGAGGUAGAAAAAGCAAAGAAAGACAGAGGAAUGCCAUGGUGGGUUAAGUUUAGAACAUUUCGAGGAGACAGCAGAAACGAAGAGUUCUACACUUUGCCGUUUAAUCUCAACAGGUUUUUCCCACCCACUUAGCACUCAGGCAGGCACAUUUGAGGAAAAACUACGUCUGAUUAAUUCCUUCUGCAUCACCCUAAUUUUUACAUGAGUAAUCAGCUUCAUUAGAGUAGU